AUGGCUGCAGCAUCUCGGAGCCGCCGGGCCCGCCGGCCGCCCUCCCCUGGGCACAUCGCAGUAGUGGUGGACCAUGGCUCAGGUUUCGCCAAGGCGGGCUUCGCGGGCGAGAGCCAGCCGCGAGUCGUGCUCAAGAGUUCCAGCCUGGUACCCAGCUGGGACCGGCCCGUACGACCUGGCGCACCGGGCUGCGAGCUGGCGGGCGGCGUGGCGCGCGCACACCCAAUCAAGCACGGCGUGAUCGUGGACUGGGAGGCGCUGGAGGGGCUGUGGGAGCGCCUGCUGGUGGGCGGCCUGCACGUGUGCCCGGAGCAGUGGCCCAUGCUGGUGAGCGAUUCGCCGUCCGCGCCGCCAGCCGGCCGGGAGAAGGUGGCCGAGCUGCUGUUCGAGACCCUGGCAGUUCCUGCAUGCCACGUGGCUAGCACGGCGCGGCUGGCCCUCUGCUCUGCCGGCGUGCUGAGUGGGCUGGCGGUAGAGGCGGGCGCAGGCGUGUGCAAUGCCACACCCAUCUAUGCAGGCCACUCGUGGCAAGAGGCCACUUUCCGGCUGGACGUGGCCGGCAGCACCUUGUCCCGCUAUCUGCGGAACAUGCUGCUGGCGGCGUGCCCCGAACUGCGACCGCAGGCGCUGUCCCGCAAGGCGGUCACGCAGUUCAAGAAGCACUGCUGCUAUGUGUCACUGGACUUCGAGGCGGAUCUCCGUGACCCUAGCCGCCACUUCCCGGCCAGUUUCUGCAUGGGCGAUGGGUGUGCCCUCAGCCUGGGCAGCGAACGCUUCCGUUGCCCGGAACCCAUCUUCCAGCCAAGUCUGCUGGGCCAGACUGAGCCAGGCCUGCCUACACUGGCCUUCCGGGCCCUGCAGAAACUGCCGGCCGCACUGCGAACACGGCUGGCUGACACAGUGGUGCUGGCUGGUGGUUCCACGCUAUUCCCUGGCUUUGCUGAGCGCCUGGAUUUGGAACUGGAGGCACAGUGCCGGCGACAUGGCUAUGGUGCCUUGAGGCCCCGCCUGGUGGCCAGGCCUGGACGUGGCACAGCCGUGUGGACAGGUGGCUCCAUGGUGGCCUCCUUGCACUCCUUCCAACGCCGCUGGAUGACCCAGGCCAUGUACCAGGAAUACGGCCCUGGACUGGUGCACGAGGUGUUCAACUGA
Ochotona curzoniae (black-lipped pika) is the source of this 1152-nucleotide messenger RNA. RefSeq names its product actin like 10 (gene ACTL10). The transcript has a single exon. NCBI's taxonomy places the organism in Eukaryota, Metazoa, Chordata, Mammalia, Lagomorpha, Ochotonidae. The record is from RefSeq and is a predicted model, not a curated record. Bases 1 to 1152 code for a protein of 383 amino acids.